UACCCCUUCACAUGCAAUUCGCUGUAGAGUAGGAUUUAACUGCAAUUUUUCUCGUUUUUGCUUCGAUAGUUCUCCCUUGGCUGCCUGCCUUCUCUGCUUCUGAGCUUUCAACUUGUCUUCCCCAAUCUCUUCCUUCCUGUCCCAUCCUUUCGUCCUUGCAACACAUCAUCUAAUGGCAAUGGCUUCGGCUGAUUCUUGGGGCUCUUCUCCUGUGGCUGCCUCCCCUAUUGGGUUUGAGGGCUACGAGAAGCGCCUCGAGAUAACAUUCUCUGAUGCACCUGUCUUCGUGGACCCGUGCGGUCGUGGCCUCCGCGCCCUCUCUCGCGAGCAGAUUGACUCGUUCUUGGAUCUUGCACGGUGCACCAUAGUGUCCCAGCUCUCCAACAAGGAGUUCGACUCGUACGUGCUGUCGGAGUCAAGCCUCUUUGUGUAUCCCCACAAGGUUGUCCUCAAGACCUGUGGGACGACGAGGCUGCUGCUCUCCAUUCCUCGCAUCCUUGAGCUAGCUGCAGGACUGUCACUGCCUGUUCUUUCAGUGAAGUACUCUCGUGGGACGUUCAUCUUCCCUGGUGCGCAGCCAUCACCGCACCGCAGCUUCUCGGAGGAGGUAUCCGUGCUGAACGGCUUCUUUGGUGGCCUCAAGUCCGGUGGCAAUGCGUAUGUGAUUGGCGACGCGUUCAAGCCCAAGAAGAAGUGGCAUGUCUACUAUGCCACGGAGGAGCCUGAGCAACCUAUGGUGACACUUGAGAUGUGCAUGACUGGAUUGGAUGUCAAGAAAGCUGCAGUGUUCUUCAAGAACUCUGCCGAUGGCUGUUGCUCAUCAGCUAAGGAGAUGACGAAGCUUUCAGGGAUUUCUGACAUCAUCCCUGAGAUGGAGAUCUGUGACUUUGAGUUCGACCCAUGCGGGUACUCAAUGAACGGCGUCUGUGGGCCUGCAGCCUCCACAAUCCAUGUCACUCCUGAGGAAGGUUUUAGCUAUGCAAGCUAUGAAACAAUGAACUUCAACCCAAGCUCCUUGGCUUACAGUGAUGUGAUCAAGAGGGUCCUGGCAGGCUUCUCUCCUUCGGACUUCUCAGUUGCUGUUACUAUCUUCGGCGGGCAUGGAUUUGCCAAAUCAUGGGCAAAGGGUGUUGAUGUCGACUCCUACAUGUGCGAUGAUCUUGUUGGGCAGGAGCUUCCUGGUGGUGGUCUACUGAUGUACCAGAGCUUUACUACUGUUGCCCCUGGCACUGUUUCACCAAGAUCGACCUUGGAAAUAGAUGGCUGGAGUAGCGACGGAAUGGAAACAGCUGACAAGAGCGACGACAUGUGUAUCGGCUGGGAUGUAGAGAAGAAGGUGGUGAAGAAAGAUGUGGAUGCCUGAAUAAAAUGGGCUCUUCACCUCCAGUUGCAUGUUGAAGCUGAGGUUUCCGAGACCUCUGUUGGUCCUGCUCUUCUAAUUUCGGUUAAGCAGUUGGCUGGGCUACCGGCAAGCAUAUCUUAUGUUAUUGUUUAUUGUUCCUUUAUAUUUUCCUGCCCAAUAAGUGCUCUCGAUGGUUUGCUGCGUCUGCCAUAGUGAGCAACAUCAGAUUGUUUCAGUAUUUGUUUCUGCUGCCGAUGCUCUUGUGGGGAGAAUGGUCUUUGUAAUAGCACGACUAUUUUCAAUCA
Messenger RNA from Phragmites australis (common reed), 1647 nucleotides. Its product is annotated as S-adenosylmethionine decarboxylase proenzyme-like. The record is from RefSeq and is a predicted model, not a curated record. The coding region runs from base 173 to 1363 and encodes 396 amino acids. Gene Ontology annotation, biological process: spermidine biosynthetic process; spermine biosynthetic process. Gene Ontology annotation, cellular component: cytosol. The transcript has a single exon. NCBI's taxonomy places the organism in Eukaryota, Viridiplantae, Streptophyta, Magnoliopsida, Poales, Poaceae. Gene Ontology annotation, molecular function: adenosylmethionine decarboxylase activity.